AUGUCUAACACACCAGUGGAUGAGCGCCAAGCUUUGCUAACAAAAAACGACGGUGGGACACCAAUCGUACAAGAAUAUGGCACAGCCAGCUCGUCGGGCACGUCAACACCAUCCAUAGUCAAACCGAGCGCUAUUAAUAGCCCCUCUGGAACCGACUUGCUUUGGAUUCUUGGUGGUCUAUGGUCCGCCGUUUUCCUUGGAGCUCUGGACACCACUAUCGUUGCAACGCUUGUCUCACCUAUCGGGUCUUAUUUUCAAAAGUCACAUCAGGCUUCUUAUCUAGGAACCUCCUACUUGCUUAGCGUGUGCUGUUUUACUCCCCUCUAUGGAAUUGGCACACUGUUGUGUGGAAUAGCUACUUCUAUGGAAUUCUUGAUUUUUGCGCGUGCAGUCGCUGGCAUGGGUGGCGGAGGCGUUAUGACAGGUCGUAUUUCAGUCACGGAUAUUAUUCCAUUGAAGCAGCGUGGUCUGUAUCAAGGACUUGCCAAUAUUUUGUUUGGAUUGGGUUCCGGGAUUGGAGGUCCAGUAGGCGGAUGGAUAAACGAUACUUUCGGAUGGCGCACAGCAUUCCUUAUUCAGAUACCCAUUCUUGUGCUGUCUGCAAUCGUUAUCACUUUCAAAGUUAACAUCAAACUACCCGAAACCAAACAAACUGCGCGCCAGAAACUCGCACGUAUUGACUAUGCUGGUUCAUUUACGUUAGUGGUCUGCGUCGGAUCGUUACUCCUUGGAUUGUCCCUCAAAACCGGGGAGGAUCUCAAGUGGAGUAGCCCCAUCGUUGUCAGCCUGUUGUGCUUGAGUGCUGUCUUUGCGGUCGUGUUUGUCCUUGUGGAGGCGAAAUGGGCACCCGAACCGGUAAUGCCGAUGAGACUGCUCACGAUGAGGACGCCGUUUUUUGUCGCAGUUUCGAAUUUCUGCAUGAGUUGCUAUGCAUUCUCAAUGUUAUACAAUGUUCCGCUGUACUUUUCAGCAGUACGGCUUAAUUCUGCUAGCGAAUCAGGUCUUCAUUUAUUGCCUAAUGCGGUUGGUUUAGUCCUUAUAGCUGUCUCGUGUGGUAGCGUCUUUGCUGGGUGGCAAGAUGAUGCGAAGAACCGGAAAACUGUACUGGUUGACGAUUGCUUCAGCAGCUGGAGCUUUGUUAUCAGCCGCCUUGAUCUCUUCUUGGAACGAGUCUACGCACCAUUUGCACCUUUGGCUCGAUAUUGCAUUUGGAGGGUUCGGCAUGAGUUCCCUCAUCACUUCAACUCUUAUGCUCUUAUUGCAAGUGUAGACAAAAAAGAUUAUGCUGUCGCGACUGGUAUAUCAUAUUUAUUUAGGACUACUGGUCAAGUUCUUGGAGUAAGUCUCAGCGGAGCCCUGGUCCAGGCUGUCCUCGUAAGCUCCCUUAGAAAAGGUAUACAAGGGCCGGAUGCAGAAAAGAUCAUCCAAAGUAUCAGACAUUCGACCGCGAUCAUCCCCACGCUUGACCCACCUUUGAGGGUGGUCGCAAUACAAUCAUAUCAACGUGCACUCACAACUGUUUUCACCUGCCAAGUCGUUCUCGCUUUCGUUCUUAUGCUCAGUUGCUUGCCUAUCGAAGAGAACCCAUUACCGGGUUCUCAUGAGGAACAGGAGCAACAGGAGAGGCUCAGGAGGGAGAGAAAUGGGAGGGUAGCUGCCUAA
Messenger RNA from Rhizoctonia solani, 1662 nucleotides. Its product is annotated as major facilitator superfamily transporter. Gene Ontology annotation, cellular component: fungal-type vacuole membrane. The record is from RefSeq and is a predicted model, not a curated record. Gene Ontology annotation, molecular function: basic amino acid transmembrane transporter activity. Gene Ontology annotation, biological process: basic amino acid transport; transmembrane transport. The transcript is spliced from 18 exons. Lineage: Eukaryota; Fungi; Basidiomycota; Agaricomycetes; Cantharellales; Ceratobasidiaceae. The coding region runs from base 1 to 1662 and encodes 553 amino acids.